This is a messenger RNA of Pygocentrus nattereri (red-bellied piranha), 4544 nucleotides long. RefSeq names its product BTB/POZ domain-containing protein 9. The coding region runs from base 257 to 2104 and encodes 615 amino acids. The record is from RefSeq and is a predicted model, not a curated record. NCBI's taxonomy places the organism in Eukaryota, Metazoa, Chordata, Actinopteri, Characiformes, Serrasalmidae. Gene Ontology annotation, molecular function: protein binding. The transcript has 11 exons. Gene Ontology annotation, biological process: modulation of chemical synaptic transmission; adult locomotory behavior; circadian behavior.
AACAUCCGGGUUAUUCGCGCUGAGCGCCGCUUCGGAGCAGCUGUUUUUCUUCCUUCACAUCCGUAUCAUUUCACAUUUUUACCCUUUACCCGGCUUCUCCGGCUUUAUUCGGAGAACUGACCCUUUUAUUUACGUUUCGACUGUCGAGCACGUAUGGUGGAUCUGGAUCUGACGCCUAAAAAGAGAGAAACCAAGCAAAAUAGCGCGGACGGACGGAGAGCCGCAGUGAGCCGAUGGUACAGCUGCAGCAGCGGUGAUGAGCAGUAGCAGCCACCCGUUACGCCCCCUGGGCUCCGUGUCGGAGAUCGAUCAUGUUGACCUGCUGUCUGAGCAGCUGGGGGCGCUCAUACCGGGGGAGGAGUACAGCGAUGUGACAUUUGUGGUGGAGCAGAAACGUUUUCCGGCACAUCGCGUCAUUCUGGCAGCACGUUGUCACUAUUUCAGAGCUCUGCUGUACGGUGGGAUGAAGGAGUCUCAGCCGCAGGCGGAGGUGUGUCUAGAGGAGACUCGAGCUGAAGCCUUCUCCAUGCUGCUGGGUUACAUCUACACGGGCCGGGUCAGCCUCAGUGCGGCUCGGGAGGAGGUCCUGCUGGACUUUCUGGGUUUAGCGCAUCGCUACGGCCUGCAGCUCUUGGAGGACUCCACUUCUGAGUUUCUGCGAACCAUCUUAAACACUCACAACGUGUGCCUGGUGUUCGACGUGGCCACUCUGUACGGUCUCAGCGCACUCAGCUCCGCCUGUUGUGCCUACAUGGACCGACAUGCCCCCGAGGUGCUGGCCUCAGAUGGCUUCCUCUCCCUCUCUAAGGCAGCUUUGCUGACAGUGGUCUGUCGGGAUUCCUUCGCAGCCAGCGAGAAAGAAAUCUUCCAGGCUUUGUGCCGUUGGUGUCGCCAGAAUGGAGAGGCAGAGGCCACGCAGGAGGUGAUGUCAAUGGUACGCCUGCCGCUCAUGACCCUGACGGAGAUGCUGAAUGUGGUACGACCCUCAGGGCUGGUCAGUCCUGACGAUCUACUGGAUGCCAUCAAGUUGCGUUCUGAAAGCAGAGACAUGGAUCUGAACUACCGCGGCAUGCUCAUUCCUGAGGAGAACAUUGCUACAAUGAAGUACGGAGCUCAGGUGGUGAAAGGUGAGUUGAAGUCGGCGCUACUGGAUGGAGACACUCAGAACUACGACCUGGACCACGGCUUCUCUCGACACCCCAUUGAAGAGGACGGCCGAGCGGGGAUCCAGGUGAAGCUCGGCCAGGCCUUCAUCAUCAACCACAUCCGCAUCCUUCUGUGGGAUCGGGACAGCAGGUCCUACUCAUAUUACAUAGAAGUGUCUAUGGAUGAGCUGGACUGGGUGCGAGUGGUGGAUCACUCAAAGUUCCUUUGCCGCUCCUGGCAGAAUCUCUACUUUCCUCCCCGAGUGUGCAGGUACGUGCGCAUUGUUGGAACACACAAUACUGUAAACAAGGUCUUCCAUCUUGUGGCCUUUGAGUGCAUGUUCACUCAGCAUCCCUUCACCCUGGAGAAAGGGCUUCUGGUGGCCACUGAGAAUGUGGCCACAGUUUCAGCGUGUGCGAGUGUGAUAGAGGGAGUGAGCCGCAGUCGGAACGCUCUGCUGAAUGGAGACACGCGCAACUAUGACUGGGACUCGGGCUACACCUGCCAUCAGCUGGGCUCUGGAGCCAUAGUCAUCCAGCUUGCGCAGCCUUACAUCAUCGAUUCUCUGCGCCUGCUGCUGUGGGACUGUGACGAGAGAUCCUACAGUUACUACAUCGAAGUUUCCACCGAUCAGCAGCACUGGAUUAAAGUAGUGGAUCGUACCAAAGUGGCAUGUCGAUCCUGGCAGACACUGAAGUUUGACAAGCAUGCAGCUUCUUUUGUUCGCAUAGUGGGAACUCACAAUACUGCCAACGAGGUUUUCCACUGUGUGCACUUUGAAUGUCCUGCUCAGCUGGACACUGAGGUAAAAGAAGGGAGUCCAGGGAAUUCCUGGCCUGAGGCGGGCACGUCCACUCAGCAGCUCCGGCCUCCACGUCCCGCCCGGUCACACAGCCUGCUGCCCUCCCAGACACCUUCGUCUUCAUCAUCCUCCUCCUCCUCCCCUGCACAGCACUAACUGCUGCACUGAAACGUUCAGUACUAUACAGAAGUCAGUCCUGUGCAAAAGACCAUUUGUUUAUUUCAUUUCCAGUCUAAAUGACUCGAGUACAGAUUUCAAAGUGAAAAAUUUUCAAGUGAUUUUUCAGAAAAACACAAACACCUGUGGAUGUUUUCAGAUCUGAAGCAGCUCGAUUUUCUCCUCUCUCUCAAAGAUGAAAGCUUCAAGUGCUGUUUAUCUGAUGAGGACGGUGUCUACCAGGUCUUCCAGGUGGUUGUUAGGAGUCACGUUUUCUCUGUAGCUUUCAAACAGUUUCUGAACAUUUGGAGACUCCUGUUUCUCCUUCAUAUGCAAGUGGAUUAUCUUAUGUCUAAUCUCAGAAAUCUCUCCUGAAAAAUGUCCUCAAAGGCCGUUUUGACUGGAAAUUAAAUGAACAAUGGGUGGUUUCUGGCUUUUGAAUAGUACCGUAGAUGUCCUGGAAGUGGCCUCGAGUUGCUGUGGAGAAACUAUACGCUGCUAACUUUUUUCACUAUGGAUGAAAGCAGCUCAGGUCUAUCUUUAUUUCUGGGCUGCGUAGCGCUUUAGGCUAAAUGACACAUUUGGUAAACAUCACAGUAUUUCCACAAAAAGGAGUUAUUGCUCUGUAGAAUAGCACUUAAGUGAUUCCUCCUGUAGGAUUUCAUACUGCAUUUUGCUGUUGUAACCGUUACCCAGCAAUGCUCAUCCACGUAUGAUUAGGAAUAAGCUCUGUUUAUGUAUGAUUAUGUUUAUCUGAUUGCAGGUCUUAUUUAUUAGUGUAUAUUGUGUUAUUUAGAUAUUUGUGAACGUGGUUUCUUUUGGAUUUUCAAUAUCUCUUAAAACAAAACAUGUUGUAUUUAUUCCGAUUUUCUUUGUUUUAUUGCUCAAAUUGCUGUAUUGGUUCUGAAUUCAGUACUUCAGUAUUUGCUUUAGAGAAAUCUUUAACUUUUUCCUUAAAGAUCCACUUGCACUUUGGGAAUUGAAGUGGGCUUAACCAAGUUAUGCAUUAGUAUUGAAGCCUUUCGGUACUGCUUAGAGCUCCAGUGCACUGCUCGCUGACACUGUAGUCGGCGUGUGAAUGGUAAUUGAAUGCCUACUUGUAGAACGUACUACUAUUAGAGAGUUAGCUGUAUCCUUUAUGUGCUUUCAGGGCUGAGCGUGCUGCGUCCUGCUGAGACUGACCCACUCGUACUGCGUCCGCGCUCUCUCGGUCUAAACUGGUCUUCCAUCCACCCAGUUCACUAUCGCUAUACUGUCCCCUUGCCGUUUGGUUCAUUCUUGUGAUACAUACAGUGUAAACUGGUUGGAUUAUUACAAGUAAACCUGGACGAUUUUACUCCAAAUUUUCCGUCUUAAGUCACACAUUCUCAAAUGGCUGAAGUCUUCAAAAUAUAAAUAUUUAAAUAUAAAAUGAAUAUUUAUAAAACGGUUGUAUGCAAAGGUUUGGGUGCCCCUGGUCAAGUGAUACGUUGACUUUCUGAGUGAAAGGUCUGCACGUUUUAAUGCACAAUUGAAUUCAACAUAUCGGAUAAGAAAUAAGACAUAAAGUGGCCUAAAACUCUUAGAGAUGGUGCAUUAAAAUGUGCAGAAAAAGGUUUGUAGGAUGUGUGAACAAAACUUGCUUGACUGGGGUGUUUAAGCUUUUGUAUAUAAUUUGCAAAAUAUAGUACUAAAUGUAGUAUGUAGUGCGAAAUAUAGAAAUAUAAAAAUAUAUUAUUAAAUCAAAUUAACUCUCAAAACAUGCUGAUGGCAAUUGAGGUUUUUUUCUUUUCCCUUGUGUCGCAUGACAUUGUUGUUGUUUUGGUCCACUUUGGUUAGAGUUUAAAAGGGAAGCUUUCGAGUUAAGCGGCUGAACAGUUAAGAGUAUUAUAAACUGCUUUAGUUCUAAUAAAAAUCAGCAAAGAAUGAUAUCAGUGUUGAGAAUUAGGGUAAAAAGUGCCAAAAACGUUAAACUACACAACUAACAAUAAUAAAUAAUGAAGACACUGCGAUGGUUUUAACCUAAAGUUAUAGCCAACUGAUGCAGUUAUCCACAAAAAUGUAUGUAGUGAAAACUGUUACUUCGAGAAGUUUGAACAUAAAGGUUGCAUAAACCUAGCUAAGGGCAAGGAGGACGUGUUAAAGGUAGUAUUGAAAUGGGCCUGAAAUUUGGGGUCGCGGUGGAUUUGGUGGGGUCUGACUGAUGCUUACAGGCCUUUUUCUUGCUUUCCUGUCCUCUUUUCUCCCCUCGUUUCUCUUUCUGUGUCAUUUUUAAGGAAGGCAUUAACUGUGUACACUUUUGCAGCACAGUCUGCAUGGUUCGUUUUCGGAGAAGCCUCCGAGUCUUUAGGUAGAUAUAAACUUUAUUAAUCUUGAAGGAAAUUGCAAAUCGCUUUUAAAGGCAUGCAUCCUCAUUUGUACCUGUGUUGAGUUGAAUAAAAGUCAUUUUUCAGAGUUAAAA